Molecule: messenger RNA, 1930 nt
Organism: Mytilus californianus (California mussel)
Lineage: Eukaryota; Metazoa; Mollusca; Bivalvia; Mytilida; Mytilidae
Product: Golgi reassembly-stacking protein 2-like
Exons: 11
Coding region: 92-1333 (413 amino acids)
Biological process (GO): Golgi organization
Cellular component (GO): Golgi apparatus
Molecular function (GO): protein binding
Source: RefSeq, a predicted model, not a curated record
UUACCCAGAAUGCAAUGAAUGCCACGUCGAGGCCAUCUUGUUUAUAACGUCAACCGGCUUCUAAAUCUAUUUGGUUUAAGAAACCGAGUCAAUGGGUGCAGCCUUUAGUACAGAGAUUCCAGGUGGAGGGACAGAGGGUUACCAUGUUCUAAGGGUACAACCAGGAUCACCAGGACAUAAGGCUGGAUUAGAGGCUUUCUUUGAUUUCAUUGUUGCUAUUGGAAAUACAAGACUGAAUCAAGAUGAUGAUACAUUGAAAAGUUUAUUGAGAGCAAACAUUGAGAAAGAAGUAAAAAUGGUUGUAUACAGCAGUAAAACCCAGUCUGUUAGAGAAGCUACAAUUAUACCUAGUCAUAACUGGGGCGGUGAAGGACUUCUUGGUGUUAGUAUCAGAUUCUGUUCGUUUGAAGGAGCCAAUGAAAAUGUUUGGCAUGUGUUGGAGGUUAAUCCGAACUCACCAGCUGAUUUGGCAGGACUAAAGUCACAUACAGAUUACAUCAUUGGAGCAGACUCUGUAUUACAUGAGACAGAGGAUUUGUUCACCUUAAUAGAAAACCAUGAAGGAAAACCAUUGAGAUUAUAUGUGUACAAUACAGAUAGUGAUGCAUGUAGAGAAGUUACAAUUACACCUAAUGGAGCCUGGGGAGGGGAUGGAAGCCUUGGUUGUGGGAUAGGAUACGGAUAUCUACACAGGAUACCUAAGCGACAGUUUCCAAGUUCAAAUCCUCUAAAAUCAUUAAAUGAAUCAGUAAUAGUACCAGAUCCACACAAAACACCUGAUGGUUUUGCUGAGGUUAAUUUAUCUAGUUCACCUUUACAAGGUACAGAUUUAACAGCUGGGAUAACAAAUAUAUCAUUAAAUACAGGAACACCAACAAUACCUGUAUUACCAACAGCUCAAAAUCAAGUGGGAGGGGUUCCAUUACAACCUCUUCCCAACUUUACAGCAAGUGGUGCAGCCAUUCCAUCAAAUUUUCCACUACCAACCAUGCCUAAUUUAGGGAAUAUGUCAAUGCCACCAUUAACAACACCUAUCUCAAUAGCGGGGAUGCCUCCUGGGCAGUUACCCCCCUUGUCAUCGUUCUCAAGUACAUUACCAGGUGGAACAGCUAGUGGUGUGACAUUACCGGCAGGUUUCCCAAUGCCAGCUCCAGCUCCAUUACCUAAUAUGCCUACAAACUUUACUCUGCCAACACCAUCACAAGGUGAUUCUAUGUUACCGAACGAUGCAGGAUCUGCUGGUGGCAAUACAUUAGGGAGUGAUGUGGCACAAUCCACGGUGGCAGCCACUGGACAAAAUGUACCUGUGGCGGAAGCAGCAGCUACAUCGUAGUGCUAAUUUGUGUUAAUUUAUAUUUAUAUGUGCAUCAUGCUUCAAAUUUAUAUCCAUGUACAAUAUAAAGGAAAGCAGAAAGAAAGGAAACUUUUUUCAGACUAUCAGCUCAGUUUGGGACCACAGAAAAAAACAAUUGGUUUUUUUUGCAUAAUAAAAAUGGAUUUAUUAAUUGUCAUUACAGCAUACUGUACUAUAAAGUUAUUUAUUGUCAUGUUAUAACUAAGAAGUGAUGCAUUAAAAAGUAUGAACCAUUGUUAGCUCUUUGUGAAAAAUAUGUUGAUAGUUACUUAUCCUGCAAGUUUAUGACAGACUUUUUGCAGGACUAAUUAGUAAUAAAAGAUGUAAGGGAAAGAAAAAACAAAUCGGUGUUUUAGACAUUCUAAAUUUUUCAACAGAUGUGGCAGAAUUAAUUUUUUUACACAAAUGUUGUCCUUCUUCAUUAAAAAAAACGUGAAAAUAUUUAAAAUGCUAUAUUUGAUCUCAAUAAAUAAGAGUUGGAGCGAUUGAGUAGUAUAUUGGUGUGUUUGAUUAGUAUGUAUAUGAAGGUGUGUUUGAUAUUUAGAACUAUGACAUGUAAUAAAAACUUCUAUCUUA